This is a messenger RNA of Peromyscus eremicus (cactus mouse), 1592 nucleotides long. It is a transcript of the gene Tbcel, whose product is annotated as tubulin folding cofactor E like. Gene Ontology annotation, biological process: protein folding. Gene Ontology annotation, molecular function: alpha-tubulin binding. NCBI's taxonomy places the organism in Eukaryota, Metazoa, Chordata, Mammalia, Rodentia, Cricetidae. The coding region runs from base 276 to 1550 and encodes 424 amino acids. The record is from RefSeq and is a predicted model, not a curated record. The transcript is spliced from 8 exons.
CUCAGCGCCCGGCCCCUCCCAAUCACGCAGCGGACGUGACACGUGCGGCGGGGUCACGUGAUGUUGUUGGGGGGCCCCUCGAAAGCUGCUUCCGGGUCAAUGCAGGACACUGGGCUCUGGCGGCCGGAGAGGGGGUCGAGGUGAAGCGGAGCCGGGCCGGGGCCGGCCGGGAGCAGGCCGGAGGCCGAGCGGAGGCGACGGCGGUGGCCGGGCGGGCGGAGGCGCAGCCGGAGCAGCCGCCGCCUCCCGGGCCGAGGGACUUUUCAGAAAAGAAGAUGGACCAGCCUAGUGGAAGAAGUUUUAUGCAAGUAUUGUGUGAAAAAUACAGUCCUGAAAACUUCCCUUACCGUCGUGGCCCUGGGAUGGGAGUCCAUGUCCCAGCCACUCCUCAGGGCUCUCCCAUGAAAGAUCGCCUCAACCUCCCAAGUGUGCUCGUGUUGAAUAGCUGUGGGAUUACCUGUGCAGGAGAUGAAAGAGAAAUUGCUGCCUUCUGCGCUCACGUGUCCGAACUCGAUCUUUCUGACAACAAACUGGAAGACUGGCACGAGGUCAGUAAGAUUGUGUCAAAUGUUCCUCAGUUGGAGUUUCUAAACCUGAGUUCCAAUCCUCUAAAUCUGUCGGUUUUAGAGAGAACAUGCGCUGGGUCCUUCUCGGGGGUUCGCAAACUUGUCCUCAACAACAGCAAAGCAUCAUGGGAAACAGUGCACACGAUACUUCAGGAGUUACCAGAUUUGGAGGAGCUCUUCCUGUGCCUUAAUGACUAUGAAACAGUGUCUUGUCCUUCUGUCUGCUGUCAUUCCCUUAAGCUCCUACACAUCACAGACAAUAACCUCCAAGACUGGACUGAAAUCCGAAAGCUCGGGGUAAUGUUUCCUUCCCUGGAUACCCUGGUCCUGGCCAACAAUCACGUGAAUGCUAUCGAGGAACCUGCUGACUCCCUGGCUAGGUUGUUCCCUAAUCUGCGAUCCAUCAGCCUCCACAAGUCAGGUUUGCAGUCAUGGGAAGACAUUGACAAACUAAAUUCCUUCCCCAAGCUUGAAGAAGUGAGAUUGCUCGGAAUUCCUCUUCUGCAGCCAUAUACCACCGAGGAGCGCAGGAAACUGGUGGUGGCCAGACUGCCCUCUGUUUCCAAACUCAAUGGCAGCGUUGUGACUGAUGGAGAGCGAGAAGAUUCUGAGAGGUUUUUCAUCCGGUACUAUGUGGACGUCCCACAGGAGGAAGUGCCAUUCAGGUAUCAUGAACUCAUUACAAAAUACGGGAAGUUGGAGCCUUUGGCCGAAGUGGACCUGAGACCCCAGAGCAGCGCAAAGGUAGAAGUCCACUUUAAUGACCAAGUGGAAGAAAUGAGCAUCCGCCUGGACCAAACAGUAGCAGAACUGAAGAAACAACUAAAAACUCUAGUGCAGUUGCCCACGAGCAGCAUGCUUCUCUACUACUUUGACCACGAGGCCCCCUUCGGCCCGGAAGAGAUGAAGUACAGCUCCCGAGCCCUGCACUCUUUCGGCAUUAGGGAUGGAGAUAAAAUUUUUGUGGAAUCAAAAACAAAAUAACCUCUACCAGCCUUGUAAAAACUCACAUAAGGACUUCCUGCA